AUGGACCGGUCUAAUGAGUUCAAAUUUGAGAUUUUUGGUUCCAACUGCCGUGUCUUUUCCUUGGCUAUUCAGAAGACCCAGCAGAACCCCCAACCCACACUGCAUGAGGAUGCUUUCCUGUAUGUCGAGGAGACAGUAGAUACACUCUGUGAGGCAAGAUGAGCCAUAACCACUGUCCUGAAAUGUGGCUCUCACAGAACAGCUCCCAUGGGCAUGUUUUUCAUCUCUCACUCUUCCAUACUGGAGCUCCAGUUCCUGUUCCAGCAUGUCCUACCAGUGACUGGGAGACUAGUUGUGGAGAAUUUUGCAGGAAAAUCAGUUUCAUGAAUGCUUUGGCACAAAAGUAUUUACUCUUCCACUCGGCUUGUUGGGGUAGAGAUCAGUGCAGAGUUUAUCAGGCUUCAAAAUAUGGCUGUGGAGAAGUAUGGCUUCAGUGACCGAAUACAGAUAAAGUGAUCAUUAGUCAUCCAUGCAAAUAACAUGACUCAGGAUUCCAUGUUACAGAAUUCAGAUUUUCUUAUCAUGAACAAUGUGUUUGAUUACUUUCUACAGCCCAAUGAUCAAAUGAAGUAG
Molecule: messenger RNA, 573 nt
Organism: Oncorhynchus masou masou (cherry salmon)
Lineage: Eukaryota; Metazoa; Chordata; Actinopteri; Salmoniformes; Salmonidae
Exons: 6
Source: RefSeq, a predicted model, not a curated record